GAAUGAAAGUUUCGGGGAGCUAUUUGGCGACGUACUUCCGGUGCACAUGUAAACGCUACAGCGUGAACUAAGCGUACUGUGACUGAUUGUAGCAUUAAUUAUCUGCUUAAAUUUACCAUAAAAAUACCGUUGAACCCGUGACACUUUGGUGUAAACAUGAAGCUACUCACGCACAACAUGUUGACAUCUCACGUGAAGGGAGUCACGAAAGGAUACCCGCUGCUCAUCAAGGCAACUGAAGUGAAGGUUAAUGAGAUUGAGUUCAACCCCCAGUUUGUCAGCCGAAUGAUCCCCAAACUGGAGUGGAGCGCUCUGGUCCAGGCUGCAGAGGGGUUGGGUCAGCGGCAAGACCUGCCAAGUGAGCUGGUGCCAGAUUAUGAGAAAAACGAAGACUUCCUGAAGAAAGUGCACAGAGUACUAUUAGAGGUGGAGGUGAUGGAGGGCUGUCUGCAGUGUCCUGAAUCAGGACGGGAGUUCCCGAUCUCCAGAGGAAUCCCCAACAUGCUGCUGAACGAAGACGAGGCGUAAACGGCACCAAACACAACCUCAUCCCAAACUGUCACCCACAUGAGUUUUUGGGUAUUCACAGAGAGAGCGAGAAGAUGGGGUCUGGACUCUGGUUUCUGUUGUUGCCACGACAAAAUUGCCCACACUGUUUGGUUCAUUGUAGCUAUGACAUUUAAGCGGCCAAUGAUGCCAGUGGAGGAGGAAAGAUCUGAAUAACAGAUGGAAACGUUCCUUGAGAGUAACCCCCAGUGAUUUUAUCUGUAUUUAUUUUUCUAACUGUUUGGCUCUUUUUUUUCUUUUUCAAUAAAAGUGUCCUAAUUUCCAUGACAGCCAAAA
Messenger RNA from Scatophagus argus, 843 nucleotides. It is a transcript of the gene trmt112, whose product is annotated as tRNA methyltransferase activator subunit 11-2. The record is from RefSeq and is a predicted model, not a curated record. Bases 157 to 528 code for a protein of 123 amino acids. Gene Ontology annotation, molecular function: protein heterodimerization activity. Gene Ontology annotation, biological process: peptidyl-glutamine methylation; tRNA methylation; rRNA (guanine-N7)-methylation. NCBI's taxonomy places the organism in Eukaryota, Metazoa, Chordata, Actinopteri, Scatophagidae. The transcript is spliced from 4 exons.